Acipenser ruthenus (sterlet) is the source of this 1336-nucleotide messenger RNA. It is a transcript of the gene rnf32, whose product is annotated as ring finger protein 32. Bases 109 to 1269 code for a protein of 386 amino acids. The transcript has 9 exons. Gene Ontology annotation, molecular function: protein binding. Lineage: Eukaryota; Metazoa; Chordata; Actinopteri; Acipenseriformes; Acipenseridae. The record is from RefSeq and is a predicted model, not a curated record.
UGCAGUUUUGCCUGCAACACAUUUGUUGCCGAGCAACCGUAAACACUUCCUGGUCGAAGAUCCAGUGUUGAAGGACAAGAACCACUUUUGCCAUUAGAUAUUGCCAGAAUGGAUCUUAAUCCUAAUCAUUCAGAAUCAAGGACGGUGCCAAAUUCAAAACCUGCAAUGCAAAAGGGAGCAGGCUCCAAAUGUAAUAGUUUAGCUCUUACUGCUGUUGCAUUGCAAGAUCACAUCUCAAGGAGCCUACAAAUCCAGAAUCUCUCACUUUCUGCUCCUCUAAAGAAAGGACACAGGAACCGAUUGCACAACUGUAAAUCUGUUGAUAAAAGUGUAAUAAACCCAUUGGUGGACACUGGGUUAAAAAACAGAAAGCUCCUGAAGAAGAGGUGCAAUGGAAGUGAGGAGAAAGAGUAUGUGCUUGAUCCAAGUCCUCCAGCAAUGACAUUGGCUCAGAAAAUGGGUCUGGUUGAGGCUCCUGCGAUGCCUCUCACUGCAGACGACUGGAUUAAAGUAAAGGAGAGGUCUGUGCAGCAAGGAGAGUCAUCACAGCCUUGUGUGAUUUGCAAAGAAGAAUUUGGGCUUCAACAGCAGGUAUUGCUGUCCUGUUCACAUGUUUUUCACAGAGUUUGUUUACAGGCAUUUGAGAGGUUUUCAGGGAAGAAGACAUGCCCCAUGUGUCGGAAAGAGCUAUACGAGACCAGAGUCAUACAUGAUGGGGCGCGGCUGUACAAAACCAAGUGUGCAACCAGAAUUCAAGCAUGCUGGCGUGCAUAUAUUGUACGUAAAUGGUAUUCACACUUGAGAAAAACAGUACCGCCAAAAGAUACAAAAUUAAGAAGAAACUUCUUUGAACAAAAACUCCAAGAAAUGAACGACAGCUUUUUAAAGUCAUGUGAUACCAACAUUGAUGAGUUCCUCUCUGAAAUAGACAACUCUGUGGCAUCAAGUAAAGGUGUUCUACACCAGUUUGAGAAAGAGUGUGGGUUGGAAAUCUCUGAGGAUACAUGGGAGGAAAUACAGCUGAAGGCUGUAUUGCGGGAGACCAGCGAUUGCCCGAUUUGUAUCACCCCACUGUGUCACAUCAGCAGCAUCUUACACCCAACUACAUCUGGUGAUAAUGAUACACACCUUUCUUUGCGACAGACUGUGCUUUUAUCUUGCUCACACGUUUUCCACCAUAACUGUCUAAAGGCCUUUGAAGACUUCUGUGUAGACGAGAGGCAUAUCUGCCCUUUAUGCAGGUCUUUGUACCAGAAAAGGAUUCUCUGAAAGUAGCAACUACUGCUAAAACAAGGUAUUCCUAAAGCAAAUACAAUGCCUUGCAAAAGUAUUCAGA